AUGAAGCUUCUCACUAAAGAGGAAGAGGCAGCUCACUACAGCACCGUUCUCAAGUAUGGCACACUGGGCGGUUUCGCCGGUCUCGCCGCUGGAGCAGCUGGAGUCGUCCUCGCCUCAAAACGCUACCACACAAUCCGCCACCUGACCAUCCCCAUGAAAGCCUUCCUGGUGACCUCAUCGGGUACCUUCGUUGGCAUCAUCGCGGCUGACCACGGAUCCCGCGAAUUCGAAAAGCAAAACAAUGCCGAACGAAUGUGGUACGAGAACCGCGAGCAGCGCCUCCGUAUGGAAGAGUCCAAGGGCCUAAGCAUCGCCGACCGCGUCUUCGGAUUCGCCCGCCGCGAGAAAUACAAGAUCGUCGGCGCCACCUGGGUUGCAUCCAUAGUCGGUUCUUUCAUGCUUGUCAACCGCAACCCCUUCCUAUCAGGCCAGCAGAAGCUCGUGCAGGCUCGUGUCUAUGCUCAGUUUUUGACACUGGGUGUUCUGUGCGCGUCUGCUGGGUUUGAGAUCUCGGAUCAGCGUCGCGGUCGCGGUUUGCUUGACGCGAAGAAGGGUGAUAAGGCGGACGAGCGGGCCGAGGCUGCCGAGUCGGUUCCUGCGCACCAUGAUUCUAAGGAUCAGGGUGAUCUCUGGAAGGAGAUGGUUGAUGCUGAGGAGCAGCGGUUGAAGUCUAAGCAUCAGACUCUUAGUGUGAAGGGUGAACUUGAAGCUGCGGAGAAGAGGAAGAAUGGCCACAAUGCUAAGGCUGAGAAGCCCAAGCAGGAAAACCAGGAGGAUGAGAAGACCAGUGAGCAGCCAAAGGAGGAAUCCGAGUCUGAAGAGACUAAGGCUGAGUCUGAAGACGAGAAGAAGGGUGGUCAGAAGAAGGCUUAA
Molecule: messenger RNA, 873 nt
Organism: Penicillium pulvis
Lineage: Eukaryota; Fungi; Ascomycota; Eurotiomycetes; Eurotiales; Aspergillaceae
Product: HIG1 domain-containing protein
Exons: 2
Coding region: 1-873 (290 amino acids)
Biological process (GO): mitochondrial respiratory chain complex IV assembly
Cellular component (GO): mitochondrial inner membrane
Source: RefSeq, a predicted model, not a curated record